Messenger RNA from Leptidea sinapis, 3812 nucleotides. Its product is annotated as integrin alpha-8-like. Lineage: Eukaryota; Metazoa; Arthropoda; Insecta; Lepidoptera; Pieridae. Gene Ontology annotation, biological process: cell-cell adhesion; integrin-mediated signaling pathway; cell-matrix adhesion. The transcript is spliced from 26 exons. Gene Ontology annotation, molecular function: integrin binding. Gene Ontology annotation, cellular component: external side of plasma membrane; integrin complex. Bases 71 to 2989 code for a protein of 972 amino acids. The record is from RefSeq and is a predicted model, not a curated record.
AUAUGUAAUUAUCGAGCGUGUUGGUCGUUUAAUUAUUGUUUGUCAUUUUCCUUGAGUGUGGUCCUCCAUAAUGUUCUGGUUAUCAUUUUUAUCCAGUGCAUUUUAUAAUACAAUUGUCACUACUGCCAUAUACAUCCAUGAGCCUUCACAUUCUGUGCUGUUACCUCCAGUAGACCAUCCUGGUGAUUUUGGCUAUUCUUUAGCUUUCUUUGCCAAAACCGACAGCCUGCUUGUUGGGGCCCCACACAUAGAUUUGGAUGGAGCAGUUUACUCUUGUUAUAAUAUAACGAAAGAUCCUCAGUGCCGAAAGAUACAGAGGAUGAAUUUAAGUCAAGGAAAUAGAGAAAAUAGUCCUAAUCAACAUUAUUGUUUGGGAGCAUCACUAUCUGCUGGAAAAAAUUAUUUCGUCACAUGCGCUUCAUUAUUAACGAAAACGGUAGAAUUGAAUGAAGGUGAAGACCCUGUAUUUGGAGCCUAUGGUACAUGCUUCUAUUCUAAUGUGAACAGAGUGACAGAAUAUAAGGGACUCCUAAAACAGUAUGAAGAGAACAUGAAUAUGGGUACACCAAUCGUACAGGAAGCAGAUGAUAUUUACGGUGGUGUUGGGUGGACCACUCUUCAGGAUGAUGCUAAUAAUUUAACAUUGUUUGCUAAAUCAGCGCUGAGCAGUAAUAUUGAAUACGCGGAUCACAGCUAUUCUCUAACGGAUUCUGUGAAAAAAGCUGAUUUGACAGGGAUUAGCAGGUCACUGAUGUACAUAGGACGCGCUCUAGCAGCAGGCCGGUUUGUGAAAGGUUAUGGUACCGUGUAUGCUUUCAGUAUGAACAACAAAUAUCAACGUGGAUCGAUUGCGUUCUUAGAAUAUAAACCGAAUCAGCAUAUUCUAAAAUUGCUAAAACUUAAUGAUAGGCCAUUGAGAAUAGAUUCGCCAUCUGAAGGAGACAUAUUUGGAGCCACUCUACAUGGAGUGAAUAUCUUGAAAAGUGAUAUAUAUGACGAGUUACUAGUUGGUGCGCCGGCUCAAGAUUGUCUUGAUAAUGGUUAUGAUGUCGGUGCGAUAUAUAUAUACGCGGCAUAUGAAGGCGAAGGGAAAAGUUCUCGUUCGCCAAAACUUCAAAUAUGUGGAGUUACUGAUGGAUCAAGGUUUGGCACUGCUAUUACUUCAUUUGAUCUGGAUGAAGAUUCAAUUCCAGAGAUUAUUGUAAGUGCUCCUUAUGAAGAUAGUAUGGGAUACGUGUACAUUAUGUCUGGUGUAGAAAUAUCACAGAUUUUGAAGCGAAAAAAACUAGAGACACAGAAGAAAAUAUUUUUAACCGAGCUGGUAUUUACGCAAAAGAUAAGAAGUGGAGUAUACAAAGGCUUCGGUUUCAGUCUCCAAAUGGUGAAUAAUAUUGAUGAAAAUGGAAAAAGCGCUUUGGCGGUCGGAUCUCCUGGUAGCGGUCGUGUGAUAGUAUACAAAAGCAUCACCCCUGUAUCUCUUAAUGUGUCUUCGCAUCUGUAUGGCAUAAAGACUGUACGGGAAAAGGACGAUAAUUUUACUGUUCGUGUGGAUGUAAAUUUAACAUAUCCACUUAAGUCCGAUUUGACUAAUGCAAAACUAUUACUAAUGGCUGAAAUAAAUGGAGAUGCUGUCAGUCUUGAUAAAAGUUUUAUAACAAGAGAUUUAUCAGAGAAGAAAACUGAAUUAAGUGUCAAUUUUACAGCGAUACUCAGUACACAUGACCGAGGCAUUUAUAAAUUUAAAGUUAAAGCAAUGGUUGAUGAAGACGCUUGGAGGCGCAAAGAUUACGAUAAUUCACUAAUAUCGUUAACUCCCUUGAGUAUAACUGAAGCAUUUGUUGAAAUAACAAGACUGUGUACGGGAGAAGAUUGCACACCAAAAUUGUCUGCAGCGAUCGAUUGGUCCGGAGGAAAACAAUACUAUAUGUUGGGUUCGACAAAUAAUGAAACAGUGGAUGUCCGUAUACGUAAUGAUGGAAAUUCAUCGUUUGAGUCUUGUGCUUGGAUAGAAGUUGUCGGUGCUCAGGUCCAAAUACCUAAAUGUGAUAAGCCACAGGGUGCUUGGUACAGAUGUAGUUUAUUUCAAUUCGACAGAAAGGAAACGCGCCUCAUAACGAUAAGUCUGGACAUGAGCAAGCCCUCGAGCAAAGAGAAGAAGUUGAGAGUCAGGGUAGAGCUGUUCAAUAAUUGUGUAGCAAAAACUGAGCCCACGGGGAAAGCAGAGCUCGAAGUAAAGUAUCUGCUAAACCCAAACGAGGUUACUGUAAAUAGUUCAACAAGCAACCGGAACGUGACAGAAACAGACUUACAAAAUGAAAAUAUUCAUGUGAUUGAUGUUCAUGAAUCAUAUACGAUAAGUAACAAAGGACCAGUGCUUUGGAAAUCUGCCAUAGUUCAAUUUAUAUCUGAAGAUCGUCCAUUCAUUGAAAAUUUCACGAUAAAUUCUCCAGAGUUAUAUAAUUGUAAGGGUAUAAAUGAUUCUAAAAUCGAGUGCUUGGUGGAUAUUAAGCCGCUUGCAGUUAUUAAGGUUGUAUCCACAAUCUCAGUCUUAAAGAAGAAUUUAGUUAACAAACCCUGGAACAUAACAACUCAAUUUAGACUAUCAUUGAAUGAGAAUUUGGAAGUUAAAAAUGGAACAUUGGUGACUCAUUUGAUUUAUCAAAAUGACAUUACUCUAGGACAGAAUAUGAACCUUGUUCUCAUAAUUUCCUGUUUAGUUGCUGCGCUCUUACUGAUUAUAAUAAUUGGAGUUCUGUUUAAGGUUGGCUUCUUUAGGAGAAGGCAAAAAGAGGUCUUGAUAGAGCUGAGGAAAGAACUUAUUCAGAAAAAUAGAGUUCCCCAACCAGAGUCGGAUUCAACACAUUUAAAUGAUCACAGCAAUUUAGAAGUUUUGGAAUUCUGCAACAGUACGGCGUUACAAGAUGAAAAUAACAGCUGUGAUGAUAGAGUUGGAGAGGAUCGUUCUUCUUUGAUUGUAGAUUCAAAAUGAUCGCGAGAAAAUAUUUAAAGCAAAGGAAUUAUAUGUUUGACUUUAUUAUUUUCACACAAUAUUUAUUCGGAAAACCAACAAUCGCACAAAAGCAUACCUAAGUGUGCAGAUAACUUACAGGGUUAUGUGUCAUUGAAUAUGAUAUAUAAUUCUUAGGUUGGGUUGAAUCAUAUUAGCUGUUAUAGUUAAGGUAAAGCUGACUUUAAAAUAUACUGCGGAAUGUGUUGCCCCAUAGUAUUCCUUGGCAUAGUAAAAGUUAAAAUUAAAAAGUGAAAUAUCAAGUCAAUAUCGAAUAUUUAUUUUUGACAGGUUGCUAUUUAACAUUAACAAUAUCUUUAACCGGUGAAUAUUGGAUGGUUACGAUUAAUAGUUAAAGUUAUGACGUCGCCUGAAAAUGAUCAAAUGUUGCGACACAUUUUUUGCUUAUCCGCUACUUUAACAUGUUUGUUAUUGCUACAGUUAGUUGGUACAACCCAGCCUAACUAUAUUAUAUAAUUUGGUUUACAUUCGUUGAUAAUGUUCGUGAAAAUUUUAGCAUUACUAAAAUGUAUUAAAUGUACAAAUAAUGUAAAUUGUUCAUUAAUUGACGAUACAUACAUUUAAUAAAUUUUACAACAUUUAUUUAUAAAGUCUUCCAGUCUAUUAGCACCACUAUUGAUAUUUAAAAAAAAAUUGUCAAUAAAUAAUGUAGCUCUUAUCUUUAUACUGUCAGAUUGUUGUUAUGUAAGCGUGGAAAGGGCUCCUUUAUGAUAAUGCAAUGUUGUGUUAGUUGUAAGAAAAAAAUGUUAAUAUUUAGAAAAAAAAAUAUAAGUUUGUCAAGACA